This is a messenger RNA of Polychytrium aggregatum, 273 nucleotides long. Its product is annotated as acyl-CoA-binding protein. Gene Ontology annotation, biological process: fatty acid metabolic process. The record is from RefSeq and is a predicted model, not a curated record. The coding region runs from base 1 to 273 and encodes 90 amino acids. The transcript has 4 exons. Gene Ontology annotation, molecular function: long-chain fatty acyl-CoA binding. NCBI's taxonomy places the organism in Eukaryota, Fungi, Chytridiomycota, Chytridiomycetes, Polychytriales.
AUGUCUGACCCCGCUUCCACCAACAACGCCGAGUUCAUCAAGGCUGCUGAGGACGUCAAGAACCUCCCCAACAAGCCCUCCAACGUCGAGCUCCUUGCUCUCUACGCCCACUUCAAGCAGGGCAUCAACGGCGACAACACCACCGCCCAGCCCCAUAUGUUCGAUCUCCAGGCCAAGGCCAAGUGGACCGCCUGGACCAACCUCAAGGGCACCACCAAGGAAGCCGCUCAGGCCAAGUACAUCGAGCUGGUCAAGGAGCUCCAGCAGAAGUAA